AUGGCUGUCGACGGGUCGGCUUCAAAGACGAUGGUGGAUGUGGUCUCUGAGCCUGUCGUCGAAGAGAAAUCUACUCCUUCUGAGAGAUCUUCUGACAGUGACUCUGAUGAUGGAAAGACAUCACCCCCUCUGCUUGCCAAGCUUUGCGCGGUCCUUUUGAUUUCGUGUAUUAGCUUUGGCUCGCACUGGAGUUCCGGAGUCACAGGUGCUAUGAAGAGCACGAUCAAAAAACAAAUGCACAUCGACAAUGUUCAGUUUUCACUUCUAGAAGCAAGCGAGAAUUUUAUGGCCACCGUGCUGCUUCUGGCCAGUGGUAUAGUUACCGACCGGAUCGGCGGAGCUGAAAUGAUUGUCUACGGAAACUUCGUGUACACCAUCGGAUCAAUCCUCGUCGCGGCUGCCACAACUGUGCGCUCGUUUAACUUCAUGAUCGGAGGGCGGAUCGUCCUUGCUCUGGGUGACAUCGCCACACAAGUCGCUCAAUACAAGAUGUUUUCGUCCUGGUUCUCUCCUAGUAAUGGGUUUGCUUCUACGCUCGCCUUUGAGCUUGCAAUUGGUAAGAUCGGUGGAUUUGUUGGAAAGUCGACAGCCAAUAUCAUUGCGAAGAAAACCGGUAAUUUCGCAUGGGUAUUUUGGACGUCAGUUUUCAUGAACUUAUUCACCAACUUAGCCAGUGCGCUCUUCUGGUUCUUCAACAAGUACUGCAACCGCAGAUACAAGGGGCGGUAUGACGCAGCGACCAAAGAGCAGCUCACAGAGAAGAACAAAAAGUUCGAAUUCCGGAAGAUGUUCGAGCUACCCUGGAUGUUUUGGUCCAUCAUGGCGUUCUCUGUGUUUCAGACAAGUGCGGCCACCGUCUUUAGCCAGAAUGCCACCGAGUUGGCCGAGAAGCGGUUCAAUGUUGAUUCCAUCAAGGCGGGGUGGUAUAGCUCCCUGUCACAAUAUGCAGGGUUCUUCCUCGUUCCUUGUGUGGGUGUUUUUAUUGAUGUGCUCGGCAACCGAGCAUCUGUCUUGUUCACUUGCGGCCUUGGUAUGAUGCUGAGUAUGGUGCUCAUCAACUUCGCAACAUCCGAAGCAGGUACGGGAGCAUCGUUCGGCAUCUAUGCCAUUGCCCUGUCCUUUGGACCUACCUCCGUCAUUGAUAGUAUUCGCACCACGCUCUGGCACCAAUCCGUCUUUGGGUCUGCAUAUGCAUUGAAGGUCACCAUGAACAACGCCAUGAGCAUCAUUAUUCGCAUCAUCACCGGAGCUCUACAGGAUGCAGAUGAUGAUUCAUACCACCGAGUCGUGCAAGUAUACCUUGUUCUUGCUGCUGGAUCCUUGGUGGUUGGAUCGGCUAUUCUAAUCGGUUCCUUCACAACCGACAACCUGGCACCCCUUCAGUGGACUCGGCAAAAGCGAUUGACUUCGGGGGCAGCCAUUAUUGAAAGGAUUCGAGAGCGCAGCUUGAUGACGGAGCGUCACCGCACUCGCAAUAUCUCCCUUGUCAGCUUUGGAGCACUAGCGCUGUUGGUACUCGGAUCGUGGGCGGCAUAUAUUUGGGGCGCAAUUACAGGCAAUAACUCGUAG
Messenger RNA from Penicillium nucicola, 1569 nucleotides. RefSeq names its product putative MFS transporter. Lineage: Eukaryota; Fungi; Ascomycota; Eurotiomycetes; Eurotiales; Aspergillaceae. Gene Ontology annotation, molecular function: transmembrane transporter activity. The coding region runs from base 1 to 1569 and encodes 522 amino acids. The record is from RefSeq and is a predicted model, not a curated record. The transcript has 7 exons. Gene Ontology annotation, biological process: transmembrane transport.